Messenger RNA from Babesia ovata, 2262 nucleotides. RefSeq names its product DNA replication licensing factor. Gene Ontology annotation, biological process: double-strand break repair via break-induced replication; DNA replication; DNA replication initiation. Lineage: Eukaryota; Apicomplexa; Aconoidasida; Piroplasmida; Babesiidae. The transcript has 3 exons. Gene Ontology annotation, molecular function: 3'-5' DNA helicase activity; single-stranded DNA helicase activity; single-stranded DNA binding. Gene Ontology annotation, cellular component: MCM complex; nucleus. Bases 1 to 2262 code for a protein of 753 amino acids. The record is from RefSeq and is a predicted model, not a curated record.
AUGUUGGGACUGCAGGAAGGCACAGUCUACAGCUCCCACGCGGCGCAGGGCGUCAGCGAGGAGGUGCUGAAUAUGCCAGCCAGCCUUCCAAGCCUGGACAACGUGUAUCAGUACUUCAGCCUCUUCCUGAACACGUACUCGGCGGAUUCGUUGCAGCAGGGCAAGUUGAAGCGGAUUCUGCUAGAGAACGUCAAGAACAACAACUACCUUCUUGAGGUGAAACUCGACGACCUCUUCCAGUUUCAGAACAUCGCCGAGCGAAACCCAAACCGCGAAGACGACUCCAUUGCUAAUCGGUUGAAGAAUCUGCAGAUGAAUCGCCCGGACGGCGGCGAUGUCAACAUGGAAACCGAUCGCGUCCUGCCGGCUACCUACGCCGGAGAGCUGGUUAGGGUGCUGACGGAACGCCCCCUAAUAUAUCUUUCUACCAUAGAAAGAGCUUGCUAUGACGUUUGUAAGCUCCACCAGAAGUUGGAUGAUGAGGACGAAGACUUCCACUUCAUUCAGAUCAACCUGCUGAACUCUUUCUGCAAGCCUACGCCAAUCAGGGCGUUGCUUGCCUCUAAACAGGAACGUUUCGUGGUUGUGCCCGGGAUCAUCGUCCAGGCUUAUCGGCCGCAGCACAAGAUGAAGACCAUGACCAUACAGUGCCGGUACUGCGAUCACAAGAUGAAACUGGAUGUGCCUCUCUGGAUAUCCAAGCCGCAGGUGCCACGUACCUGCCGAUAUGCAGCAACUAUCAAGGCAACUGGAGGAGAAGCCGCAAACAUGGAAAACCAGCUGGGUUGCUUCAACGCACAAAACCCUUACGUGAUAUUGCCCAACGAGUGCCAUUUUGUGGACGUUCAGACUCUAAAACUACAGGAAUUAUCGGAAGACGUGCCUACGGGUGACAUGCCGCGCCACUUGCAGCUGAACGUGACGCGCUACCUGUGCGACAAAAUGAUCCCCGGUGACAGAGUGAUGGUGCACGGCGUUCUGACGAACUACAACGUUUCCACCCGUGGCACCGAGACAACAACAAUCGGCAGCUCGUACCUGCACGUUUUGGGCAUCGAAAAAUUGACCGAGGGCAAAGGCGAGUCCAUUGCCUUCGACCUCGAGGAGACCAACGACCUGGUGUUGCUUGCAACGCAGCCGGACAUUCACGAGAAGAUAUUCAAGUCGAUCGCACCGGCACUUUACGGGCUAGAAAAUGUUAAAAAGGCUGUUGCGUGCGCUUUGUUCGGCGGUAGUCGCAAGGAGGUCGGCAGUGACAACCGCGUGCGCGGUGACAUAAACAUUCUGAUGCUUGGGGAUCCGUCUGUUGCCAAAUCGCAGAUCCUCAAGUUCGUGGACCAUGUGGCUCCCAUUUCGGUAUACACGUCCGGUAAGGGCAGCAGUGCAGCCGGUUUGACCGCUGCAGUCGUGCGUGACAGGAUGGGCGUUUUUUCCCUGGAGGGGGGUGCCAUGGUGCUGGCCGACGGCGGUGUGGUCUGCAUCGACGAGUUCGACAAGAUGCGAGAGGAGGACGCGGUAGCGAUUCAUGAAGCCAUGGAGCAGCAAACAAUAUCGAUUUCCAAGGCUGGCAUAACGACCAUGCUCAACACGAGGUGCGCUGUGAUUGCCGCCGCCAACCCAACCUUUGGGUCAUAUUCGGACGACACUGACACCACGGAACAACACGAGUUCAAAACAACCAUCCUGUCCAGGUUUGACCUUAUAUUUAUGCUGCGCGACAAGGAGAAUGUGAGACGCGACACGACCCUCUGCAAGCACAUCCUUUCGCUGCACGCCAAACAGGCGCAGGCCACCAGCUGCCCGAUCCCCAUGCAGAAGCUGCGCAGGCUGAUACAGUACGCGAAACAGGCGGUGUCGCCGAUGCUGAGCAGCGAUGCCAAAGAUUCGUUGCGGAAUUUCUACGUUCAGAAACGCAGGGAAUAUCGGGAAGACAAGCGCAGCGCCACCAAGAAAAUACCGAUCACGCUCCGUCAGCUGGAGUCGCUGGUGCGAAUUGCGGAGAGCUUCGCGCGCAUGGAACUAUCGCCAAUCUCAACGGAGAAGCACAUACACAUGGCAAUUGAGCUUUUCAUGGUCGCCACCGGCGAAACCAUGAAGCAGUCGCUCGCCAUGGAGUCCAUGAGCCAGCACGAGCAAUUGAUGGUGAAGCAGGUGGAGGACUACAUUUUGCACCGCCUCCCCAAGGGCCACCGGCUCUCGCGCAGAUACCUAAUCCGAGACGUCGAGAGCAAGGGUUUCGCCAUUCAGCACAUAUCUAAGUAG